Trichosurus vulpecula (common brushtail) is the source of this 3893-nucleotide messenger RNA. It is a transcript of the gene IP6K2, whose product is annotated as inositol hexakisphosphate kinase 2. Lineage: Eukaryota; Metazoa; Chordata; Mammalia; Diprotodontia; Phalangeridae. Gene Ontology annotation, biological process: inositol phosphate biosynthetic process; phosphatidylinositol phosphate biosynthetic process. The transcript is spliced from 5 exons. The coding region runs from base 2370 to 3650 and encodes 426 amino acids. Gene Ontology annotation, cellular component: cytoplasm; nucleus. The record is from RefSeq and is a predicted model, not a curated record. Gene Ontology annotation, molecular function: inositol hexakisphosphate kinase activity.
GCCAUCUUGGCUCCGGAGAAACAAUAGAGCCGGAGCCGCCACCGGGGACCGCACGGGCCUGAGCCGCAGAACUUCUUGACUGCAAUCGGUAGCUUUGGAGGCACAGAAUUGGGGAUCCGUCUGCUUUUGAGCUGCCUUUCUUCACACUGCCGCAUUGUUCUGUCUAAUGUGUUACAAGGAUGAGCCCAGCAUUCGGAGCUAUGGAAGUGGAGCACUAUGCCAAGGGAGUUCUGCUGGAACCUUUUGUUCACCAGGUGGGAGGUCACUCCUGUGUCCUCCGGUUUAAUGAAUCAACCAUCUGUAAGCCCCUCAUCCAGAGGGAACACCAGUUCUAUGAAACCCUCCCGACAGAAAUGCGUAAAUUUACUCCCCAGUAUAAAGGUAAGGAUUCAGUUCAUGAAAGGUGUUGGCUUUCCAUUUUGUGCCUCAUUCUGCUGUUGUCUUAUCCUCCUUAAAGCCUCCUCAGCCUGGAGGAGGUUUUAGGGGGUUUCUCUUCCCAUAUUUUGCUGUUGCUAGAGCCGGGCUGUGGUGAUGCAAGGGUGGACAUGGCUUGCUAACAGCAUUAGAGCUGAGCAGUUCUGUUGGGUAGUCAUAUCUUCCUUAGGCGGGGCCAGGUAAGUAUUUGCUGGGAAAUGUUCCCAGUCAUAGACUGCUUUUAUUUGACUCUCAGAGUUUGUUCUUUCUACUUUCCCUCUCCCUACUCCCUUUUCCAAGUAUUGGGUAAGAUUGCUUAAUUGUUUUGUUGUGGAGGGUUGGGGGAGGGUUGGCUUGUUUCUGUCUGGUGUUGUUAGAAGCUGAGCCUCUGUUUUAUAUUCUGGGAUUCUUUGUAACUGUAUCUUAAAUACUUUAUCACAGUGUUGGGAAUAACAGGGAAGAUUUUGAAAGUAUUUUUUUCUUAAAUAUUAACAGCCUGUAUUUGCCCUUGAGAUUCAAAUUCGACAAUGCUAGGUUGGCAAGGAUCAAUAGAAAUUGGGCUAAGGCUGAGUCAGAGGAGUGUGGAAGUGGAAAUUCCCAUUCUGCAAGGUGUGAGCUAGAUAGCUAUAGCCUGCUGCAGUUCCUAAAUAUUCCAGAAGCUGCUAUCUAGAGGCACUCCAUUGAAUCAGACACACUCAGUUGUUCCUUCAUUUUUAUAAAGCGUUACUUUGGUGACUUUAAUAGUUGCCAGUAUUGUAUGACCUUUUAGAAAGCAUCAUUUGUAAAUGCAGGAGGAGUAUGCUGAAAUGACCAAAAUUUAUGUUCUCUUGUGUAUGAAAGACAUUGGAACACCUCAGUCUUCUGGAGAUGUUGAAAAUGUUGCUCUUAAAAGCAAAAAUGUACUAGACAUUUGUACUACGAUGUGUAAAUGAUGGUUCUUUUUCAGUGAAGGGGAAGGAUUAGGGGACUUCACUUGGUCCUUCCUUUUGUGUUGUUUUUUUCCAGGACAAAGCCAAAGGCCUAUGUUAGCUGGCUCUUCCCUGCCCGGCCCUUUCCCUCUGUAGUUCUUUCUUAUGUGGCAGCAAGACUGUCAGGCCAGGAUUCUGAACUCCCCACCCCAGCUAAUCCCUAACCCAGGUCCCUGAGUCGCCUGCCCACCUCAGAAGUCUCUCCCUGAGAACUCUUUCCCCUCCGGCCAAUUGAGAGCACACGGCAAGGACUGAGCAGAUUGAGUCAUUGAUGGGGGGCAAAGAGAGAGGACUGUGAGAAAAAGCAUUCAGCCAGUUGUAACGACGCUCACUCUUCGGUAACUGCUGAAACUUUCUCAUCGGGCACUGAGGGCAGCCUUGUCAGCACUUUGCUCAAAGACUUAUGACCCCCCUCCCCUUGCAGUGCUCUAGAGACUCAGAGGAGAAAAAAAUGCUUUCACCAUGUUUCUGUGUAUCCCAAUACAAUUUGCUGUGUAUUGCAUUUUGUUCUUUAUUUCAUGGGACUUCAACUUCAAUAAAAUCAGUCAUUGCUGGACAAAAAAGCUUGUCCAGUUCGCCGUAGACAUAGGGUGCCCAAAGAUUCUCAGGGCAGCCUUUGCAGAGGAGGAUCUGUUGUACUGUGUAAUUUGUUUCCAAUCACCCACCCCUUUGUUUUGCUCUUGUAAGUCUUUGCUUCUCUCCAAAGCUCUUUAACCCUCAGUCGAAUCUGUGUCCUGGUCGACGCUUUGGGCUUUGCUGUAAUGCAAAACUUAAAGCUUUUGUUGUUUCUCAACAGGAUACUUAUUUUUUCCAUAACAGGAUAUAAAUAAAAUAAUAAAAAUGUUUUUACAUCUUGCCAAGGGUUAGACCAGUCACUUUUUUCUUCUUUAAAUUAAUAAACAUUUUCAAUAAUGUAAAAAUGUCUCCUGUUAUUAUUUGGUCCUAUAUUGUUCAUCAGCAAGAAAAGACUGAUCCAAUGUUUGGUCCAUGAUAAAUUGUCUUCUCUGUGAGGUGUCAUUUUGUCAAGAUGUUUUGAUAUUUGUUAGGUUGGCAGAUGAGUUUUGGGCCUCUGGCAACAUAGAAACUAAGGAACAGGGUAAGAAAAAAAAAAACAAAACGUUAAACUCAUGUUGUACGAAGUGUGUUUUUUCCUAUUAUGUUAAAUUGUUUUCUUCUCCUCCUCCUCCCCCCAUAGGUGUUGUAUCAGUAAGCUUUGAAGAGGAUGAAGAUGGAAACUUAUGUUUAAUAGCAUAUCCAUUAAAAGGGGACCAUGGUAAUUUAGACAGUAUAGAUAAUUCAGACUGCGAACCCAAAAAUAAGCUCUUAAGGUGGGCUAACAAAAAGACUCAUUUACUAGAAACGGAGAAGAUCACCAAGGAGUGGGUCCGACAGCACAGAAAAGAGGAAAAAAUUAAAAGUCAUAAGUUAGAAGAAGAAUUUGAGUGGUUAAAAAGCUCAGAAGUGCUAUACUACAGUUUAGAGAAAAAGGGGAAUGUGAGCUCACAGAUGAAACACCAUAACCCUUGGAGUAUGAAAUGUCACCAGCAGCAGCUACAGCGCAUGAAAGAAAAUGCCAAACAUCGGAACCAACACAAAUUUAUCUUACUGGAAAAUUUAACCUCUCGCUACCAAGUACCCUGUGUCCUGGACCUGAAGAUGGGAACCCGGCAACACGGAGAUGAUGCAUCAGAGGAGAAGAAAGCUAACCAGAUCCGGAAAUGCCAGCAGAGCACGUCUGCAGUCAUCGGGGUCCGUGUAUGUGGGAUGCAGGUCUACCAGACAGGGAGUGGCCAGCUCAUGUUCAUGAACAAAUACCACGGGAGAAAGCUCUCUGUCCAGGGGUUCAAGGAAGCCCUCUACCAGUUUUUUCAUAAUGGCAGGUACCUACGCCGAGAACUCUUUGAGCCUAUCAUAAAGAAACUGACGGAGCUGAAAUCAGUGUUAGAAGCCCAGGAGUCCUACCGAUUCUACUCCAGCUCACUGCUUAUCAUCUAUGAUGGCAAGGAGCUGCCAGAGGUGGCUGUGGACUCAGAUCCCGAGGACCUGGAGGAUCUGUCUGAGGAAUCAUCAGAUGAAUCAGCAGGAGCCUAUGCCUACAAACCAGCCAUCAGCACGGUGGAUAUCCGCAUGAUAGACUUUGCCCAUACUACCUGCAGGCACUAUGGAGAGGACAGCAUUGUGCAUGAAGGCCAGGACACAGGCUACAUUUUUGGACUUCAAAGCUUAAUAGAUAUUAUUACAGAAAUAAGUGAUGAGAGUGGGGAAUAAACCAUUUGAACGCAUACCUGUUUGCAGAGAGCACUGUUGCGACUCUUUGUAUUCCAGAGUAUUGGCUGCUCUGGGUUGGGGAGGAGCCCCAGGGAGUAUAGGGGAGGGGCCACUGGAGCUCACAAACCUUGGAGUCUUUAUUUAUUUUACCUAUUUCUUAAACAUUCCAUAUUUGAUGAUGCAGAUACCUCUUUUCUUCCCUGUGUGUAUAUGUUCCAAUAAAACAUUUUUGUUCAUUGUAAA